GCAGCGAGUGUAGCUCAUCCUACAGCCAGUAGUGGCCAGCAGCAAACAGCAGCCCUGGUGGCGGUCGAGGAGGAGCGGAACGAGAAGGAGGAGGAUAGACAGAUUCGGGGCGAAUCGUAGACCCGCUGAGACACAGAGAGGGAAAGGGAACGAAGAGAACAGGACUCCCUCGACGUCGACUGAGCCAUGGCCACUGAAACAGUCUCUCCGGCAUGUACGGGGUCCAGUUUGCUGCAGCCCAUCAGCGAAAUCAUAAAUCUGCCCCUGGAUCAGGUCAACUUUGUGGUGUGCCAGCUAUGUGCUCUGCUAACGGCGUUCUGGUUCCGUCUGUACCUCCACCCCAAGAGGAGCAGUCCCUUCAUCAGACAUGUGGUCGCCACCCUCCUGGGCCUCUACUUCGCCCUCUUCUGCUUCGGCUGGUAUGCGCUCCACUUCUUGGUUCAGAGUGGGCUGACGUAUGGCAUCAUGAUCCUGACCGGAGUAGAGCACAUGCACAAAUACUGCCUGGUGGUUGCCCUUGGUUACCUGAGCUUCUGUCAGAUUACACGGGUCUACGUGUUUGAUUAUGGGAUGUACUCUGCAGACUUCACAGGGCCCAUGAUGGUCAUCACGCAAAAGAUAACCAGUCUGGCGUUUGAAAUCCAUGACGGAAUGGCCCGUAAGGAGGAGCAUCUGACACCUGGGCAGAAAAUAUUGGCCAUAAGGAGAAUGCCCAGUUUACUGGAGUACUUCAGCUACAACUGUAACUUCAUGGGCAUCCUCGCUGGCCCCACCUGCUCCUACAACGACUACAUUGCCUUCAUCGAGGGCGGGACCUGUUGUCAUAGAGACUUUGAGACCAGUAGGAAGGCCUGUGGAAAAGUGAAAGGGAGCGAGCCUUCACCGAAUACGGUGGUGGUCCAGAAGAUAGCGACAUGCUUCUUCUCCCUCAUGGUGUUUCUGUUGGUGUGUAAAGUGUUCCCCGUCGAGCGCAACAUCGACGACGACUUCAUCGCCAACACGCCGUUCUACGCCCAGGUCGUGUACCUGUACCUGUCCAUGCUCACCACGCGGCCAAAGUACUACUUUGUGUGGACGCUGGCGGAUGCCAUAAACAACGCCGCAGGCUUUGGGUUCAACGGCUACAACCUGGACGGCUCCCCGCGCUGGGACCUCAUCUCCAACCUCAGGAUCCAGAACAUCGAGUUGGCAACCAGCUUCAAGGUAUUCCUGGACAACUGGAACAUCCAGACAGCACACUGGCUCAAACGGGUUUGUUAUGAGCGCUGUCCCUACAAUCCCACGGCGGCCACCUUCAUCCUGUCGGCCAUGUGGCACGGAGCCUACCCUGGAUAUUACCUCACCUUCCUCACCGGCAUCGUGGUCACGCUGGCCGCGCGGGCCGUGAGACACAACGUGCGGCCGUACUUCCAGUGCUCGCCCGCCCACAAGCUCCUCUAUGACGUCAUCACGUGGGCGUCCACCCAGAUCGCCAUCUGCUACACGGUGGUGCCGUUUGUACUGCUGUCCGUGGGCCCGUCCAUCAAGUUCUACAGAUCCUGGUGCUUCAGCCUCCACCUGGGCUGCGUGCUGCUGGCCGUCGCCCUGCCCGUCAAGCCCCGCCACCUGCGCCUCAAAGACCAGCACAAGACCCGGCCGCUCGGCCAGGACCAGGCCCAGGACCAGGACCAGGCCCAGGACCAGGACCAGGGGCUCCAGAGCCAGCAGCCCCUAGUGGCCACCGACGGCAACUGCAACCAGAAGUCCAAGACCACAUGAACCGCUGGUGUCCGGACUGCGCUGGGCGGGCCCACCGCCCCUCAAAGAGAGAGAGAGACCCACGGGGGAGGGGGUGGGGGCGGUGGUGGUGGUGGCGGCGGGACCAGCAGUGUGACAACCCUCCCUCCUCCCCUGACCUCUGACCCUUUCACCUGACCCCCCCCCCCUCCACACACACCCCACCUCCAACCUCUCCUACCUACCCACCCACCCAACCCUUUCCCACUCUGCCCCCCCCCCCCCCCAGCCCUCUGCCUGUGGUGUUGAGUGGUGGGAUGUUCACCGACUGUAGCACGAUGGCACGGAACACACAGCCAACAGGGAGAGGAAGAGGAGGAAGGCGAAGAGGUUUGAUGUUCACCCCGUGUGUCACCGGGACUCCUUUAGAGGCGGAGGGCGUGGGGAGGAGGGGGGGAGGGUGGUUCGGUGUUUUUACCUUUUGCAGUGUUGCCCCCCCAUCCCCCCCCCCCCUUUGGAAAAUGGGAGGCGGGGGCGGGAGGAGGAAGAGGUGGAGCAGGAGGCGGGAAAUUAUCUCUGAGAUGCCAUUUUUUCGACCAUGUGACUUUAUACAAACACUCCCAUUGGACAGUUUUGGGGCGGUUGACUGUGUUUUGUGUCAUGGGAUCGUGAUGGAGCGGUGGGAGGCGGAGCCAGCGGCCGGCCUUCCCGCCGCGGACGUGAGGCGAGGAACUCAACGCGGAUUCAGUGUGUGUGUUUGUUUCGGCUCGGCGUGAGGAGGGACCCACUAGGGAAGGGAACGGAUUUGAAAUAACAGAGUAAAUUAUUUUUAUUUUUUAUUUAAUUGUUGUCGUCGAGCAGAUCGGUUGAAUGGAAAAAUGGAAUCAAAUGAAUUGGUGGUUUAAUUUAAAAGGAAAAAUUUAUAUUUAAAAGAGGGAGUGCGAGUGAGUGAGACGAUGGUGAGGUUAUGGAGAAGCGAUGAAUGAAUGAACGAACAAGGCAAUGAACCAGCAGAAGUGUGUGCGAAUGAAUAAGUAAAGGGAUGCGUGUCCGUGUUUUCCAGCCGGUGAUGUCACAGCUCUCGUUGAUAUGAUUUGUCGUCAACAGGACCCUCCCACAGCACACUUCCUGCUUUCAGUGUGACAUCACACAGGGUGCGAGCCUGUGAUGUCACAGCAUUGCGCCAGCGUCACAUGAUCAGUAUUUCUCCAAUGGCCAUCAAGUGUUUCUGUCAUACAAGCGGGUAUGAGGUCACAAAGUCACACCUUAAAGAAUGAUCCGGAAAUUCGAGCGGUUUCGGGAAAAGUGCCAAUAAUUAUUUACACUCGGACGCCUUAGCUGUUGUCAGUUUUUUUUCUUUUCUUUUCUUUCAGUGAAGAAAGUAAAAAAGAAAUGCAGGCCACUUUAUACUACAUGACUUAAUUCUUCUUUGGUGUGCGUUGGAAAAGGAAAUGUGGAGUAUUACGGAGAGGAGCUUCUUUGCGUUUCCAUCGAUUUUAGAUGUCAACUUUUGUCUAUUUCUGUGCUUGUUAUGUGUAUUAUACCAACAGAGUUUUACUGUAGUUUCAUGGAUGACAAUUUAAAACCGAUCCCUGGUUGUGGAGGAAUGGGGGAGGGCGGGGGUGUAGGUAGCUGUUACGGGUUACCACGGUAACCCGUUUGCCUGUGCGCCUCAUCUGAGAGAAAUGGAAGACGGUUCGCGACACCAGGCGAUACCAUUGCGUUUACCUUACACAGGAGAUGUGGAUGACACCAUUUUGUAAAUUCUGUGAUUAAAAAAAAUAUGGAUUUUUUUUUUUAAACCAAGCCUUGGGUGUGUGUCUACUUUGUUACGAUUGGGGAGGACAUCUUACUUCCGCUCACCGUUGCAGUUUGUUAUUUUAAAUGUGGAAUUAUUCAUUUAUUUGGUCAAUUAUUUGUGUUUUAACAAGCGACAACUGAGCUGAGCUGAUUGCAGUGUCUCUCGUGAACACAAUAUCUUCUGUUUCACUGAUUGCUACCAUUUAGUCAUGUGUUCAGGACAUGCUUUUAUCCAAAGUGACUUACUUUUAUCCAAAUGAAUUUAAGAUACGUGAUGUCAUUAUGGAGUAACGCCUUCAAGUCCCCUUUGUGAGAGGAAAAUGUCUGGGAAUGAGGUCAGCCUAGCUGAGAGCGAUGAGGCCGGCGUUAGCAUUCGGGUAGCGUAUUGAGACCUCUUAGUCAAAAUGACCUCCAUGGAGUGCCCUGUUCAUGAAGAAAAUAAAAUGUAGAAAUCCGAUUGUAUUCAACAGCGAUAAACAUACCAAUAUUUCACCUCUACAGACGGCUGGGGUCAUCGUCUUUGGAGAGUCAUGCCUUUUGGUUUCACAAAAAGCCAUGUAAGAGCAUGUAUGAGCAACUUUCUGUCAAUAAGUCAGUGAAGUGUUCAAUCACCUCAGAGCACUUUGAAAAAUGAGUUACUUAUAGCUUGUUUCCUAAGUCUAUGAGCAUUGGGGAUCAAACCCAGGAGUCCUACACCCGAGCCGCUGCGCCAUCACCUGUUGGUAUCAUGGGCGUGGGUCAACGGUGGUUUGAAAAGAGAAAUUGGUGAUUGAACCGUUCGUUGUCCUUUUAUUACACGUCUUUUUCUAACUCUUUUGUUUUUAGUCCCGUCUUUCUAUCUUUGUGGUAGGAAUGGUGGGGGGGGGGUUCUCCGUGGAUACAUUGUUGUAUUCUUUGUGGUCAAGAAACUAAAUUAGUUUGAGGAGUGUAGCUUUUAAUAAGGUCAUCUGUGGGUCCUCUCUUCAUCCAUAGCCAAAUCACAACAAUAUACAAUGUGCAUGUGGACAACAGAAAGCAUCCCAAACUAGCAUCACAAUGUUUUGUCAGACUUUGGGAUUCAAAACGUGAAAAUAGUGCACAAACUGUUAAUUUAACUGUUGACCAACAGUUGAUAUCAGAGAACCGCAUACGAGUGAUACAUCACAUGGAUUACUUUGUAUUAGCUUUUCUGGUUCAUAAAUAAUACAUUUGAAUUAAUUAGAAUUUCUAGAAGGUGCCCACGCAUAUUGAAAAUAUUGAUUAAAAAAACAAAAGUUCCAUUUAACCACUGACAAUCAGGGACUACAAAUACUCAAAUGACCACAAUAGAAUAUUAUAUCAACAUCUCUGGCUGUUUCACAUUAGUGAAACUCGCUAAGUGCAUUUUUGGCUGCAGCAACUCUGAUAGAAAUAUCGCAGUAAUAAGCAUUCACUGAAAAUAUGCAUGAUGAGGCUUUUUUUUGUAUGCUAUUAUGAUCCCAUUUUCUAUAUUGACAUCAAAUGAGGGCUUCAAUCCUGUGACCUUAAAUUCCAUGAAAGAAGUUCAAGCUGCCAUCUUGGUACUUCUGGACCAAAAAGCAACCAGUCACUUUUCUUAUUAUAGGAGAGAGACUGAAGGGACAUGGCUGACAUAGUUGCGUACACCCAAGCCAAGUUUUUUUAAAAAAAAAGUACCAAUACCUAUUAGACAUCUCUAACCUAUACUUAAUGAUCUCUAACCCAAUACCACAAUUAACCAUCUUUAAAUGCCUAAACUUAACCAU
Gadus chalcogrammus (walleye pollock) is the source of this 5258-nucleotide messenger RNA. It is a transcript of the gene mboat2b, whose product is annotated as membrane bound O-acyltransferase domain containing 2b. Gene Ontology annotation, cellular component: membrane. NCBI's taxonomy places the organism in Eukaryota, Metazoa, Chordata, Actinopteri, Gadiformes, Gadidae. The transcript is spliced from 13 exons. Gene Ontology annotation, biological process: lipid modification. The record is from RefSeq and is a predicted model, not a curated record. Gene Ontology annotation, molecular function: acyltransferase activity. The coding region runs from base 187 to 1758 and encodes 523 amino acids.